AUGCGAUCGGGGCGGCGCCCUCUGUGCGGCUCAGAGCGCGGCGACCAAUGGGAGAACGCGGCGGGCCCUGACGGACAGGCCACCUCCGGCGUUCUUAAAGGGACCGGCAACGCGCCACGAGGGGCGUUCCGCGCCCAGCACCACCCCCUGCUGGAGGGAAGAGGACGGCGCCCAACAUGGCGGCGGUGGGAGCUGGCGAGCCCUGGUGCUGUGGGCCGAGGCCCCGCGGCUGCCUCCCCCAGCACGGGGGCACCCAAUCCCCGGCCCCCGCAGACCCGUAACAGCGAACAGGCCGCGGCCUCCCCGCUGGAUGGCUGCAUCUGCUCCGGCCGCCACAGCCUCGUCUGCACCACAGGCCUGAGGCCAGAGCACCCACGGGCCCGGCACAACUGGCCCGCUCACCUGAGAGAAACCACCCGUGGGCGUGGAUACAAGGAGCUUUUCACGCUAAAGGGCUCCCGUGCAGGGCUGCAGCCGAGGCCACCUCCACCAGGAACAGGCCCAGCUGCUCAGAAACACGAGUUCUUUGUGGACAUGACCUGUGAAGGCUGCUCCAAUGCGGUCACCCGUGUCCUGCACAGGCUGGGAGGUGUCCAGUUUGAUAUUGACCUGCCCAACAAGAAGGUGUGCAUCGACUCGGAGCACAAUGUUGACACCCUAUUGGAAACCCUAAAGAAGACUGGAAAGAACGCUUCCUACCUUGGGGAGAAGUCCGCGCAGUAGCCUUGCCUGGUGUGAGGAGGCUAGGAACUCAAACAUGACUUCAGCAAAAAAGGUGGCUUAACUGUUUGCAUAUCUCCCAACUUGCUCUUUCAUUUGACCUUUACUACCCUGCCAGAUGCCGGAAGGCAGAGGGCUGGCAGGAGGAGACAGCUGCGUCUUGAGCUUUAAAAGCGGAGAAAUCUAGAGGAGGAGGUUAUAUGCUGUUUCUAGUCCCACAGUAAAUCGAGGUGCUGCUUCUAUC
Molecule: messenger RNA, 964 nt
Organism: Nipponia nippon (crested ibis)
Lineage: Eukaryota; Metazoa; Chordata; Aves; Pelecaniformes; Threskiornithidae
Source: RefSeq, a predicted model, not a curated record